AUGCUCCGCCUCCGCAGCUCCAUCCUCACCCAGGCCCUCUACUCUUCCUCCGCCACCCUCCCCAAGAACUCCUCCCUACAUUAUCGCCACCUCUUCGCCACCGUCGCGGCGCCCCUCAACUCCCCAAGCCCUAGCAUCGGCGUCGUGGACUACAAGUACCUCGUCGACACCUGCGGCCUCACCUCGAGAAGCGCCUCCUGGGCCUCCACGAAGCUCUACCACCUCAAGUCCACCUCCAACCCCGACGCCGUACGCGCCUUCCUCGCCGACCUCGGCCUCCCCGGCGCCCACGUCGCCACCCUCAUCGCCAAGGACCCCGAGUUCCUCUGCGCCAAGGUCGACAAAACCCUGUCCCCCAAAGUCGCGGAGAUCGCCGCUCUCGGCCUCUCGCGUCCCGACAUCGCGCGCCUCCUCGUGCUCGUCCCCAGGCAAUUUCGAAGUAAGACCAUCGUCUCCAAGCUGCAGCACUACCUGCCCCUCUUCGGCUCCUACGAGAACCUCCUCUGGGCUCUGAGGACCAACGCCUACAUUCUCUCGCCCGACCUCGACAAGGCUGUCAAGCCCAACACCGAGUUCCUGCGUGAGUGCGGGCUGCGCGACGCUGAGAUUGGCAAGCUGUGCGUUCGCGUGCAGUGGAUGCUGACCUCCAACCCGGAGCGUGUCCGGACGAUGGUGGCAAUCGCCGAAGGUACUCUAGGUGUGCCCCGUGGCUCUGGGAUGUUCGCGCAAGCGCUCCAGGCUAUCGGAUUCCGCACCAAGGGGAACCUCACCGCCAAAGUUGACUACUUGAAGAACACGUUCAGGUGGUCGGAUGCUGAGGUGGCCAUUGCUAUAUGUAGGGAUUCAAUGUUGCUGUCGAUGCCAAAGGAUUUGCUGCAGCGCCGAGCCAAUUUCCUCAUCUCUGAGGUGGGGGUGGAACCGGCAUACAUUGCUUCUGAUUUUAAUUUUAUGCUUUACUGCGCGGAAGCCCAGGUCAGAGCCAGGCACUAUGUUGUGAAGUUUCUAAAGGAAAAUGGAUUGCUCGAUCCAGAGUGGAGCCACAAUACGAUUGUCACGAUGUUUGAGAAGGUAUUCGUGGAGGAGUUCAUAUGCCCUCACAAGGAAGCGGCGCCACACCUCGCCGAAGACUAUGCUGCCGCUCGCAGCGGGAAAGUGCCUGAUAGAUUUAAGAACUUUCCAUGA
This is a messenger RNA of Lolium perenne, 1182 nucleotides long. RefSeq lists its product as uncharacterized. The record is from RefSeq and is a predicted model, not a curated record. Lineage: Eukaryota; Viridiplantae; Streptophyta; Magnoliopsida; Poales; Poaceae. Gene Ontology annotation, biological process: regulation of DNA-templated transcription. Gene Ontology annotation, molecular function: double-stranded DNA binding.